AUGGCCUCCAUAACCCUACGAUCAACAUCGAUCACCGCCAUAGCGAUCCUCCUGCUAGCAGCAGUCGCACUCCUGGGCCUCGUGGCGGCGAACCAAGACCACGAUGCGCUCACCGCCCUGAAGAACGGCCUACAAGACCCUACCGGUGAACUGAAUAACUGGAACCCGUACUCCACCGACCCCUGCACCUGGACCCAUGUCGAGUGCGACAAUAUCACAAAGCGCGUCAUCCGAUUAGAUCUUGGUUUUCGAAAGUUAUCCGGUCAUCUUGCACCUGAGCUUGGAAAUCUGGACCAGCUAGAGUACAUGGAAAUUCAUCAGAACUAUAUUCAAGGAACAAUCCCAGCAGAGCUUGGUAAUUUGAAGAACCUGAUUAGCCUGACCUUGUACAACAACAACCUUUCAGGGCAUAUCCCUCCAUCACUGGGUGAACUGCAGGCCUUGAAAUACUUGCGACUCGAGCACAACAAUCUGAGUGGGCCAAUCCCAAGGGAAUUGGUUGGACUGUCCAAUCUAAUGAUUCUAGAUCUCUCAAAUAACGAUCUCUGUGGAACGAUCCCAAGAUUUGGAGCGUUCCAGAACAUCCCCCUGACCAGCUUCGCCAACAAUCCGCGCCUGAAAGAUCCUGAGCUGCCAGGAACGGGCAAUAAUGACAACAACUGCUAG
Molecule: messenger RNA, 666 nt
Organism: Lolium rigidum
Lineage: Eukaryota; Viridiplantae; Streptophyta; Magnoliopsida; Poales; Poaceae
Product: leucine-rich repeat protein 1-like
Exons: 6
Coding region: 1-666 (221 amino acids)
Molecular function (GO): protein binding
Source: RefSeq, a predicted model, not a curated record